GACUUCGCGGACCUGGGCCUGGCGCCCUGGGUCGUGGCGUCCUGCGGAGCCCUGGGCAUGGCGGUGCCGUCGGCGAUCCAGCGCGGCGCGAUCCCCGCGACGCUCCGCGGCGACCACGUGCUCGGCGUCGCGGAGACGGGCAGCGGGAAGACGGCCGCGUUCGCGCUCCCGAUCCUCGACGCGCUCUUCCGCGACCCCUUCGGCGUCUUCGCGCUGUGCGUCGCGCCGUCGCGCGAGCUCGCCGCGCAGCUCGCGGACCAGUUCGCCGUCUUCGGCGCGCGGCAGCGCGUCCGCGUCGCCUGCGUCACGGGCGGCGUCGACGGCGUCGCGCAGGGCCUCGAGCUCGCGAGCGGCCGGCCGCACGUCGUCGUCGGCACGCCCGGCCGCCUCGCGGAGGUCUGCGAGCGGUGCGAGGUCGCGGCGACGCUGCGCUGCGCGGCGUUCCUCGUGCUCGACGAGGCGGACCGGCUCCUGUCGCCGUCGCUCGGCCCGGACGUCGGCCGCGUC
Molecule: messenger RNA, 507 nt
Organism: Aureococcus anophagefferens
Lineage: Eukaryota; Pelagophyceae; Pelagomonadales; Pelagomonadaceae
Exons: 1
Molecular function (GO): ATP binding; nucleic acid binding
Source: RefSeq, a predicted model, not a curated record